Messenger RNA from Quercus robur (English oak), 1775 nucleotides. RefSeq lists its product as uncharacterized. The coding region runs from base 28 to 1200 and encodes 390 amino acids. Gene Ontology annotation, molecular function: metalloendopeptidase activity; ATP-dependent peptidase activity; ATP binding. Gene Ontology annotation, biological process: proteolysis. The transcript has 8 exons. Lineage: Eukaryota; Viridiplantae; Streptophyta; Magnoliopsida; Fagales; Fagaceae. The record is from RefSeq and is a predicted model, not a curated record.
CCUUAGCUUUUCCCUUUACAAUCUCUGAUGGCUCUCAUCAAUCUCACUCCUUCUCCAAACCCCAUCAUUUUCCCACACUUUCUCUCUCCAAACCUCUCUUUUCUUUCCUUCCAAACAACCCCACGUAACACAAGAAGAACCAGAAAAACGAGAGCAGCUCUUCGGGAAUGGAGGGAGUACGAGGAGGCAGUGAAGCGCAAGGACCUUGCUGGGGCACUCAGCUUCUUGAAAUCCAUUGACGACCCAGUUGAGACCGUCAAUGGGUCUGCCUCGCUCGAGUCGACUCGGUCCCGGCUCGCCGAGUUGGGCCUGGUGGUUGGGUACGAGAGGGACUGGGAGGUUCUUGACACGUGUCUCAAUGCUGAUGAUAUGAAGCUUGUGUGUAGCGCUUAUGGGUUCCUCAAGGAUAGGGGCUUCUUGUCCAACUUUGGCAAAUGCAGAAAUAUUGUUUUGGAGGGUCCAAGAAAUGUUACACCGACUGUGUUGAAAUCUUCAACUGGUUUAGAAGUGACUAAACUUUCGCCAAAGAAGUGGGGCGUUUCAGGAAGCUCCAGUGCUGUUCUGAUUGCUUUUCUUGGUGGGGUAUCUUUUCUUCUUUCUAAAGGGAUUGAUGUCAGGCCUAACCUUGCAGCAAUAUUGGGGCUAGCAUUCAUGGACUCUGUCUUCCUUGGUGGCUGCUGUUUAGCUCAAAUAUCAAGUUAUUGGCCUCCAAAUAGGCGCAGGAUCUUGGUUCAUGAAGCAGGGCAUCUCCUGACAGCUUACCUUAUGGGUUGCCCAAUUCGUGGGGUGAUUCUAGACCCAAUUGUUGCAAUGCAAAUGGGCAUUCAAGGGCAGGCGGGAACUCAGUUUUGGGAUGAGAAAAUGGCCAAUGAUCUUGCUAACGGACGACUUGAUGGCACUGCUUUUGACAGGUACUGCAUGGUGCUUUUUGCAGGCAUUGCUGCUGAAGCACUUGUUUAUGGUGAGGCAGAGGGUGGAGAAAAUGAUGAAAAUCUCUUUAUGGGUAUCUGUAUUCUGCUGCAACCGCCAUUAUCUGUAGCUGAGAUGUCAAAUCAAGCAAGAUGGUCAGUUCUUCAAUCUUACAAUCUGCUCAAGUGGCAUAAACAUGCACACCGAGCUGCAGUUAAAGCUUUGGAAAGUGGUGGUAGCCUUAGUGUUGUGAUUAGGAGCAUUGAGGAAGCCAUGUCUUCAAGUAAAUGAAUUGCUGCAGCUUAUAUAUAAUGACCCUUUUCUAUCCCAUAGGUUCAUAAGGUGUUAGUGAUCUGAAGUAUUACUGGGUUUGACGUAGGCCUCAUUUUAUUGGUCUGUCUGCUCUCAUCUCUUCACUACCUGAAGUAACACCUUAACUAAAGUUCAUACAUAUCAAGUGGCUAGAUCUGUUGAAGAUGAAGUGCCCUUGGUUAUGCCUUUGUUGGUACAAUGUAGUACUACGAAUGGAAGGUCUAUGCUGGAGAAAGAAAGAAAUGCAAUUUGCCAUGAGCUAGGUACCUGUGUUGGGAGGAAUAGAGACAAAUUAUAGUUGUGAUAAGCCUUGCAAUGUUGUUUUGGUUGUGUUUUGGCUUUCUUGUAUGUCUGAUUAUGCUGUAGGUAUAAAUUAUAGUUGCUGACAAGAACAUAGGAUCUUCCUGAAUGUGCUCAGGAAUAUGGUUGCUAACAAGUAUACAGGAAGUAAAUUGUGGCUUGAUUGUUAAACAUUAAUAGGCUUUUGUCUUUUGCUAUGAUUCAUGUAAUAUGCAUUGUGUACAGUUUUAAUUAACUUGAACUUUCAGGUCUGA